CUUCACACGUAAAAUGUCGACUUUUUCGCAUAACGAUGAAGAAAAACUUAUAAACAUUGUAGCUGGUUAUCCAGUUAUUUACGACAUAUCCAAUCAAGAUUACCGCAAUAAUUUGGCCAAAGAUAAUGUGUGGAAAGCAAUAGGAAAGGAUUUAAAUAAAAAUAGUGACGAAUGUAAAAAGAAAUGGAAGGUUAUCCGCGAUGGAUAUCAUAGAUUCAAGAAAAAACAUAAAUUAGGUACAGGUUCAGCUACUCCUAAACACUCGAAAGACAAGAGACAUCUGCUGCUAUCAUUUCUGGAAAGUGUUCCUCAACACAGAUCGGGCGGCUCAAAUAUACCUUCGUCACCAAGGGGUCCACAGAGUAAUGAAGAGGAUAGUGUGGACAAUCUACUCAGUUCAAAUGAACAAGAAGGAUCCAAAGAUGGAGUCAUGUCUUAUGUCGAGCAAGAUAGUGACAAUGACGACACAACUAAAGUUGAAACAGAAAAUAAACAGAAGAGAAAUUUAGAUUUCAAAAACAAAGUAUUAAAAGAAGAUUCUAUUUUAAAAGUAUGGAAAGAAAGAGACGAAAAAAGAGAGACAAUAUUGAAAAAGAAGGAUGAUGACAUAGACUUGUUUGUUCGUCACAUAGGUGAAGUUUUGAGAAAUUUGCCACAAGUGGAAAAAGCUCAAGCUAAGAAACAUUUAUAUGAAGUCCUUUCAGAGUACGAGAUAAUGGCAGCUAAAAAGUUGGUUGGACUAAAGCAAAGGGGGCGCAGGACUUAGAAAAAUUUUGAUGGAUUUGGUGUCAUUAUAACACCUAUUUAUUAUUGUUUUAUCGUAAAAAUUACGCUAAUAUAAGCAUGUUUUAUAGGAACAACUUUCCUCUAAAAUCAAAAAUGGCCGAGAUAUUCGCCCUCAAUACGUUAGGUUAGGUUUAGGUUAGGUUAGCCGUUAGGUUAGGUUAGGUUAGGUUUCUUAAAAAAAAAACUACACAGAAAUAGGAAAGUUUUUUUAUAAUACCUGAAAUUGCCGCGAGAUCCUGUUUAUCUUCCUAGGCCAAGCAGUGCGCCACAUGUAUUGUCGUCAGAUCCUUUUCAACCUGGGCCAAGCAGCGCGCUACACGUACAACCAUUGCCGCGAGAUCCUGUUUAUCUACCUAGGCCAAGCAGUGCGCGACAUAAUGAACAAUAUCAGUAUCAAUUACCAGGUCCUGUUCAUAAUAUACAGACAGGCCCCGAUUCUACAAUAAGUACCGUAGCCGAUUCACCAGGGCCCACAGAUUUGUCUAAUCAAGCGAAUCAAAGCCGUCAUGAACCGUCUGAAAUAAAUGAAGAAUAUUUUGAUUUUAUUAACUUACCUUAAAGUUAGAUAUAAUUUUUCCUCCGCAGUAAUGGCGUGUCGAUUUUUUGGUUGGAUGUCAUCACUAAUAAAACUAAGUAUAAAAUCGAA
Molecule: messenger RNA, 1432 nt
Organism: Colias croceus (clouded yellow)
Lineage: Eukaryota; Metazoa; Arthropoda; Insecta; Lepidoptera; Pieridae
Product: transcription factor Adf-1-like
Exons: 2
Coding region: 14-766 (250 amino acids)
Biological process (GO): regulation of transcription by RNA polymerase II
Cellular component (GO): nucleus; transcription regulator complex
Source: RefSeq, a predicted model, not a curated record